This is a messenger RNA of Effrenium voratum, 786 nucleotides long. The record is from the annotation of a GenBank genome assembly. NCBI's taxonomy places the organism in Eukaryota, Dinophyceae, Suessiales, Symbiodiniaceae.
CUUCCCCCUGCGUCCUUCCUCGCGCCUUGGAAACCGGAUCCUUCCAUCCCAUGGGCCGGGGAUGGGCCGAACCGCUCAUGGAGACCAACUUCGAGCCCACGGAGCUGCUGGGCCUGGAGGAGGACGCCGUGCGGGCCGUGCUGGAAGACUUGGCCUCCCUGGCGCCGGAGCGGGAGGUGGAGUCGAAGGCCUUCUCGGACUGCAGCUACGUCACCUGCAAGGCCCUCGGCUUGCAAGUCCGGAUCAUGGGCAAGGCGGAUGUGGUCUUCCUGUACAACGAGGGUCAGCAGGGCUUCACCCGCUAUGCCGGCACCCUGCCAGAGGGACUGCAGUGGUCCCACCAGAGCAAGGAUGUGAUUUUGCUUCUGGGGGAGCCCUCUGACAAGUACGGGGGCGGGCGCUUCAGACCCGUGGGCAUUAGCUACGAGACCUUGGGGCUGGACAUUCAGUUCAAGGAGAACAGUUGGGAGAACGAGCAGAACCCCAUGGACUUCAUCUCUGUCUUCCAGCGCCUGGAUCCCUCGCAUGGGCUGUGCGAGCUCUGCGGGAAGAGGGCCUCCUUUCGCUGCGGGCUCUGCAAGUCCCAGCGCUACUGCAGCUCGGAGUGCCAGAAGAAGGACUGGGCAAAGCACCAGCAAGAAUGCGCGGGCUACGCGGCUGCGAAGCGGCCGAUAUCGGGGGAGGGGGAGGAGCUGCUGUUGCCGCGGGUGCAGCAGGCAUCACAGAGGCAAGCGAGCGCAGCUGAGGUGGCACUGGAUGCCAUGGAUUGACCGACCCCGUUCAGUG